Molecule: messenger RNA, 2355 nt
Organism: Chara braunii
Lineage: Eukaryota; Viridiplantae; Streptophyta; Charophyceae; Charales; Characeae
Source: the annotation of a GenBank genome assembly
CCGAGCAGGCUGGUUCUGAAGGGAGAAGAGCUGCCGAAGACUGGUCCCUUUUGAUCGGGCAUCCGACGGCGGCAUGUUGGACACAGGCGGUGCUGGGCCACACAGUGUGAAAUGUGGUAAAGUGUACGUGACGGGUAUUGAAAGGUUCUUCACGCUCUCGGCCAUAGCCGGCAGAGCUAAGUAGAGGACACGUAGCAUAUCGCAGCCCCUUCUCGAACUCGAGCCGACUGCCGAAAGGAGGACGUUCAAGAUGACGGCCGAGACGGCAGCUGAGGUCGCUAAAGAGCUGGAGGCACAGAAGCAUGAGGAGCCAACCGUCGAGGACGUAAAUGAUGACGAUUCGGAUGACGAGGAAGAUGAUGACGACGUUCCCGACCUGGAAGAAGCCCAGCAUGAAGGGGAGGACGGUGUUGCAGGGCCCGGAAGGACUAAGCAAAGCCGAAGUGAGAAGAAGAGUCGGAAGGCAAUGCAGAAGUUGGGCAUGAAGCCAGUCCCGGGAGUUAUCAGAGUAACGAUCAGGAAAAGCAAGAACAUUCUCUUUGUGAUCUCGAAGCCGGACGUUUUUAAAAGCCCCAAUUCGGACACCUACAUCAUAUUUGGUGAGGCCAAGAUCGAGGACCUGACUUCGCAGGCGCAGUUCAAUGCUGCCGAGCAGUUCAAGGCUCCUGAUUUGGCCCAGGUGGAGCAGAAGAUUUCGGAAGUUCCUUCGGCAGCCGAUGUAGAGGAAGAGGAGGUUGACGAGACCGGCGUUGAGCCCAAGGAUGUUGAACUCGUCCAAACCCAGGCCGGUGUUUCUCGUGCUAAGGCUAUUCAGGCUCUGAAGAAUACGGGUGGAGACAUUGUCAAUGCCAUCAUGGAGCUAACGACGUGAAGAAUCUCGUGUCUUACCACCGUAUAGCCUAGCUGAGAAGCGUGGUCAGCGGUGCUGCGUGUUGCAGUUUUGGGAUCUUGUCACAUGACCACGUUCUUAUUGCGGGAAAUAUAAAGACGAGUAGAGUUUUGCCACGGUUGUGAUUGCUUUGUCUUGGGAGGAUGUGUUGGCCGCGAGGUCGGAAGUCUUGCAGAGCUGUUGGGAAUGGUUUUGGGUGGAUCUGAUGUACAUAGACAAAGGAAGGGAGGAAUGAAAUGGGAGGGAGAGAGGGGUAAGGGGACUUCUGGGUGUGGGAGUGUUGCCCGUUCGCAUGAAGAAGAGGUAGGAUGAGGAUGUAUGUGGUGCGGUGUGGCAAUGAUAAAAGAUGCUGUGAUGGCCAGAGUGGAGGCAGACAUGCGCUGUUCUUUUUCCCUGUCAUUUUCUGUCUCCUGAUUGUGAGAGCGAGGACAGACUUGUUGCUGAUUGCGAGUGGUGGCUAUCGUUGUCCAAGUGGAAUCUUACCUUUUUUGCUGGUCUGGAGCUGUAGGGUGUACGUGUCAGCAAAAGCCGCCUGGCUAUGGAGCAUCAAUCUGAUGUGCGAGUAUGUGUUCUCUGAUUCACCGAAAUGUUUUCUCAAUUGACACCUUGUGUUUCGAGUCGGUUUUUCUAUGGUGAAGCAGGCUGGUAUAUGUUGUUCGUUUUUUCUACGUUGAAGCAGGCUGGUAUAUGUUGCUCUGUGAAGUCGGUGUUGGGGUGAAGUGCAACCAUGUUUGGACUUAAAUGCGUUGUGGACAGGAUGCAUAUGAGUCAGCUCAUAUCUGAAUGGUUCUGAUGGUGAUCGGCGUCUUUGUUUGACGGUGCGCGAUGUCACUUAUUUCUAUCCUUCGAUGUGGUGGUGUUCAUGUUGAGUGGAGUAUUUCUUUCCUGAGCUAGCGCUCGUGUGCUAUGGCAUUGCUAACCUAUUUGAAAUCCUUCGGAAGUGUUUCAAUUUCGUCGUUAUGUAUAAGCGUGGAGUGCAGUGUCCGAGUCCUGCAAACUCUUUGCUUUGUAAAGUUCAGUUUACGAGUGUUACAAACUCUGCGUACGGAUUCACUCUUGGUUACAUGAGAGUGGGGACUGCAGUGCUGAGUGUUACAAAAUCAGCAUGGAAGCCUCUGGUAUUCCGAGUAUAGUUGGAUGGCUGUUAUCGUGUAGUGGAACCAGGACGUGUUGUUCUAUUGAAAGAGAUGUACUGAAUGCUUUGUCGUUCCGAAGAUCAUGCAUGAGCAGCAGGUGAAAGGGCGAGUCUGCAGCUGGUCUUGGCAGUUACGAGAAUGAGAAUUGAACGGAACAAUGUACAUGGAAUUUCACUCGUGCGUCCAAUAGUCUUUGCAGCUCUGGGCUGUUAAGUGCGCUAAAGGAAGGGGGAAAGAAAUUGCAUUGUUACGGCCCGAGUUCAGUAUGGUGCUCUAUUUUAUCCCUACACUUGAUAGAAAUUGCUAACGUGAGAAUUGGGCAAUCCCGGC